Cooperia oncophora is the source of this 1506-nucleotide messenger RNA. Lineage: Eukaryota; Metazoa; Nematoda; Chromadorea; Rhabditida; Trichostrongylidae. The record is from the annotation of a GenBank genome assembly.
AGGACGCCUUUCCUCCGCGUUUUAACUGUUCGAUUCACUAUCGAUGGCCAUUAUCAUGAGAUUAUCAAUGUUGUAGGUUCUUCACAACGUGGAGCUGAGCUGUUUCUGUCUGGACUAGCAAGACUAAAACAUAAACGGCUGCUCGAUCUGUUUUUCUCGGGCACAUCAGCUCAUGCUAUCGAAACACUGUGUUACGCACUUCUACCUAUUAAAACUAACAAACCUGUCGAGCUAAUUGAAAAGUUUUCCGAUUUACUAUGUGAUAACUGGAAUGAUGCAGUGGGUUGCCAGCACUCAGCAUUUCUAGUACGAUGUUUUGCAUGGGUUGCUUGUGGACUUAGGAAGAAAGACAAGAAUCGCCAGGAAGACUGUUUGAAUGCGCAGCUGAUACCAGAUCAAGGCGCAGAUAUUAGGCUUGGAUUGUCACGUGUUUUCGACCGAAUAGCAUCGUUAGCUCUGGAAAGUGCUGCCACUCCUCGAGUGGAAAACGUGCAUCUUUCUCUUGUUGUACAAGACGUUCUGGAAGCUGACAGCGUUGCUAAACUCGGGAAAUCAACGGCACUUGUGGACAAAGUUCUAACUACUGCUUCCGGAAAUGAUUUGCGUCAACUCUGGUUGGGUAAGAACAGCUCGAGGGUGUGGGAAAAACUAGUGAUGACGUGUGGAGAAGAAACCUUGCAGUCACUUUGGGAGACUGUUAUUACAGGCCAUGUUUCAGAACUGGCCGCUCAUCCCUGUGCCAAUUUUCCACUGCAAAAAUUCAUUGCUAGUGUGAAGUCGUUAGAACUGGCGACAGACAUCUGUCAUGAGACAACUCCAUUAGUCCGACAGUUCUUAUCAAAUGAUCGCUGGGGUGUUGCUCAAGCACUAUUGCGAUGUGUUGCCAGACAUGAAGAUCUACAGGAACCUCUGCUGAAGGAACUACGGCAGUAUUUCAAAGCCAGUAAGAAAGAGAACAAGAUCAACUUCUUGCUCAACAUCGUCACUCUGAACAAGUACAACGGGAAAUCUUUCAAUGUUAACGAUUCGCACUUACAUGGAUGCUUGUUACUGGAGGUAUUACUGUCGUUCCAUAAAGUGAAGACCUUGACAGCUUGCAUUGAAGCCCUGGAUGCGGCAGACAUUGUUAAACUGGCAAAAAACAAGUGCGGUUCUCAUGUCCUUCAAGCUGCUUUCAAAAGCACUACGCUGGAAGAAAGAGUUAAAGAGAAGUUGAUAAGUGCUUUCGAGGAUGACUGGGGAUCUCUGAUAUCAGAUGUGUAUGGCAGCCAUGUGUUCGAGUCAAUGUGGAAAUGUUCAAUAUUUAAUGUGAAACGACGGCAGGAUCUCAUGAAGAAAUUGGUUCCAAUUCAUAGUGACUCCAAGUUCUGGAAAUUCGCCAUGCUCAAUUGUGAUAUGUAUUUGUUUCCGGAAGGAUCGAAAAGCUUGGGUCGAAAAGAUGAAGAAGUCAGUGAAAGGAGCCAAGCCCUAGAUCUGUCUAGCCUUAGUCUUGGCUGUUGUUGUUAG